GAAGGUGAAACAUCAGCUAGCUCGAGCCACCGACCUCCAUACAAUUCAGCCAGAAGAUGUCGACCCUGUCUGCAGCCAGCGUAGAGUCCUCCGCCGAGAUCGUUGAGAAGAAGCCACUGAAGCCAUGCUGCGCUUGUCCAGAGACAAAGAAAGUCAGGGAUGCCUGCAUCAUUGAGAAGGGAGAGGAGAACUGCUCCAUCCUGAUUGAGCAGCAUAAAGACUGCAUGAGGGCGCUUGGCUUCAAGAUCUAACCACUACCUUUUUUUGGUUGCGUGUGUGUGUUGCUGUGCAAGUUGAAGACAACAUUGGAUCUCCUCUCCUCCUUUCUCCUCUUAUUUAUACCUACGCUGUGAGGGAAUUGUAGUGGUGAUGCACUUAGUCUCUGCUGGGUCGACUGUCUUUCUGUGAUUGUUUUUUAAGUCUGCAGAAAAUGAGAAAUGUGUGAAUAUC
Messenger RNA from Notolabrus celidotus (New Zealand spotty), 450 nucleotides. Its product is annotated as cytochrome c oxidase copper chaperone-like. The record is from RefSeq and is a predicted model, not a curated record. Gene Ontology annotation, biological process: mitochondrial respiratory chain complex IV assembly. The coding region runs from base 57 to 251 and encodes 64 amino acids. Gene Ontology annotation, cellular component: mitochondrial intermembrane space. Gene Ontology annotation, molecular function: copper ion binding; copper chaperone activity. The transcript has a single exon. Lineage: Eukaryota; Metazoa; Chordata; Actinopteri; Labriformes; Labridae.